GUGUCCAAUAAUCCAGUAAUAACAAACAGCCGCGUUUGACAGCAGCAUCAAAAACAUCAGAUCCGCUCCAAUCUUUCCGGUUAAACUAAAACAGGCGAUAAUCGAGGUUUUAGUUCGCUUGCGAUGGGUUGUUACCGCCGUGUUCACUGACAGCGGUGAGUUUCCAGCCUCUGUGGUCCCCGUUUGCCUGUCUGCAGCCUCCUAAACGGCGUCACCAUGCUGCGAGAGAGCUCCAAGGCGUGGAGUAAUGGCUCAGAGGCCUACAGCAGCGAUCCUGAGGAAGAGGAAGAAGAGGAGGAGGAGGAGGACAUGGUGUUUGGGGAGAAUGAUCAGGAAGCCACGGCGGAGGAGAUGAUGGAUCUGAGUGACCUCCCCACAGCUCUUUUUGCAUGCAGUGUCCACGAAGCUGUGUUCGAAGGCAACCCGCACAGGGAGCGAUUCGAGGCGCUGUUUAGGAUCUACGACGAACAGGUGACCUUCCAGAUGUUCAAAAGUUUCCGGAGAGUCCGGAUCAACUUCAGUACCCCAGAGGCCGCCGCGCGUGCUCGCAUUGAGCUGCACGAGUCGGAGUUCAACGGCAAGAAGCUGAAGCUCUACUUUGCACAAAUCCAGAAUGGCGACGAGGACAUCGACAAGUCGUACCUGGCGCCUCCUCAGCCCGUCAAACAGUUUCUGAUCUCGCCCCCGGCUUCGCCACCCGUGGGCUGGAGUCAAAGCGAAGACGCCACGCCCGUCAUCAACUACGACCUGCUGUGUGCAGUAGCUAAGCUGGGCCCCGGGGAGAAGUACGAGCUCCACGCAGGGACGGAGUCCACCCCCAGCGUGGUCGUCCACGUGUGCGAGAGCGAGACGGAGGAGGACGAGGCGGCGCGGCCGAAGCAGCAGAUCGUCCAGACCCGACGCCCCGAGGGACCCCCCAAAGUCUUCAACUAGAGAGGCCUCCCCCUUUAGCCGGCACUGGCCCCUUAACCCGCGACACACCCGCCCCCCCCCUCUCUCGUCCCUGCAGCCUGCGGGGAGCGCCGACGCCCCUCAUUUCAGUUCAACACAAACCAACGAACAUUGCUGGAGGACGGUGUUUGCGGGGAGCGUGGCAUCGGGAUGAGGCGGCGGGAGAGGGGAUGGAUGAGAACCACACACAUGCUCAUCACACUCUUGCGGACAGCGUGGGGAGCGGCGGGCACGCUCGCCUCCAUUGACCCCCCCCACUGCCCCUCCUUUACAGCAGGAGGGGUCCGAAACCCUGUCCCGACGCAGUCACACACACUCAGCUCUCAUUGCUCGUUCGUUCGCCAGUCGUACCUGUCCCUUCGUUAACACGCCUCAAAACAAAGACAUUUCUCCUUUUCUUUUCUUUUUUAUUGACAUUUAUUGAUGAUUGACAUUCUAUUUGUGUACUUUCUUUAUCAUCCACAUAUCUGCUGGUUUGUCACAUCAGCUCGCAUUACGGUUGAGUGUGUGAUGUUCCCACUCUUGUCUGCAUGUAUAUACCGUGUUACGAAAAAUACACAAACACUAAUAAAAGAUAUCAAGAAAAAGGAACCUAUUUACAGAAACAUCACACGCAGCACGAAGCGCCAUAUGUGACUAACAAAGUUGUGGUGGUUGAUUUUUAUUUUUUUUGUCCUUUUUUUAUUUGGAGAGGUGUUGUUUUUAGCUGAACUACUAGAUGUGUAUUCUUACUACGUAUUUGAUACCCUGAUACUUUUUGCAUGUUUAGUCAAUUCUGUAGAUGAGGAGCUGAGAUGUUUUUUUUUAUCGUCGUUCGUGAUGACAGGGAAGCGAGUGCAACGUUCCCGUGCACAGUUUAAAGUGACAACUUGGGGGCAAAGCGAAGCGAAGCUCAGCGCGAUUUUAGAAGUUUGACACUUCAAGGCUGGCAAAUAUUCAUUUGUUGCUGUUGUUGGGAUUUGAUGGACCCCCCCUCCUCCGGUCUGGGGCCUGGGAUGAGUCUGUUUUCUUAUUCCUUUACCCUCUUGGUUCAAGCGAUUGUGGGGCUCUGGACCGUUUCCUGCUGCACUCCAGACUACUGCGCUGCUUCUUGCUGUAAAUAGCCUUCAACAGUAGAUUCGUGGAACUAGUCCCUGUGGAAUUUUGGAGUUUACCUGAAAGCAGUUUGCUGAGAAAAGGGAACUUUAGGUAGCUUCAUGAAAUCUCAACCAAAGCAUUUACUCACCUCAAUGAUGAUUUUUCAUACUGAUGUAUAUUGUUAAACACCAAGAAAUCAUACAUUACCAACAUAACUGCAGUACUUUAUUUUCCAUUUUAGAACCUUCUGUUUGUGGUAUUCUGUGGAAAACUGCUUAAAUAAGCUUCUUUAAAAACUUCAUUUCCUGUGUAAUACAGCCAAGAGUCCCAUAUCAGAUCUGUGUACAUCCAAUUUAAUGUUGAUGUUUUAGCAAAAUAUAAAAGUUAAAUCAACAGAAGCUUCUAAUAUUUGUCAACUCUGAACAGCAUGAAAUUUAAAAAGAUGUUUUUUUUUGCUAUUUAACAAUAUUAGUAAGCAAAAGACAAGUCCAUAUGCAUGCGAGCACUUUAUUGUCAAUGUUCUUUUCCUCGACAUAAAUUCUUUGUUGAGACGACGUAGGAAGCACAUUGCUUUUCUUCUGUUUCUUAUUUCUGUUCUUUAAUCUCAAGCCGAACACCUGGUUAGCCUUUUCACCAGCAUAUUACAGUGAGUGAAACACGCCACUUACUCGUUGCUAGUGUAAACCUUGGAGAAGGUCACGCCUUGGGGUUCUGUGGGAGCAGCGUAGACGCGCUUUAAAAGCUGGGCAGGACGACGCCGCAGAACAAAAUCCAUGUCUUUGCUGUUGUGUUCGUCCGUGAGAAACAUCGUCGUAUGUUCUGGGAAAGCGAGUUUCACGUUGGGCAGAAAGCGCUUUCAUUGGCGCGACAGUGAAGCUGCGGUUUUGAGCCGGCAGCAGAUUGGUGGAGCUGCGCAUCGUGAUGAAGAGGACGCAAACCUGAAGGUUUUUUUACUCUCUGCAGUCACAGUGUAGAGACCUGGGUGCAUUUUGAUCACAUUGGAACGAAAAUGUAUAUUUAUGUACAUACGCCAAGUGUCCCAGUGUGCAGUUUGUUACAGCUUCUCUUGGCAAAGUUGUAAUGGAAAAAAAAAAGUUGUAGAAAAAUAUGUAACAAUAAGUCCUGAAGAUGCUCGAAGUGUCACUGUGUUGUGUUCAACAUGGACUCUGUUUGAAUGUUUCUUUGAUUUCUGGGGGAGCCCGUUCUGAAAAGGUGGAUUAAUACCGUUUGUCACUGUUGUACUGUUUCUGUUGAAGUAUGAUAUCGUGUCUCGUAUCGUAGGAAUCCAGAAAACAAAGUAGCAAAGCAAGCAAUAAUUUACAGUUCUACAAUACUGGUCUGUGUACUUUCAUGUUCGGUACUUAUUUCUCAGCAGUGGUCUCUGUCUCUUACAGUAUCUGCUUCUAUUUGUGUAGUAUAAUAGUCCUUUGUUUCACUUUGAGAAAUACAUAAAGACUUAUUCUUAAAAGUCA
Betta splendens (Siamese fighting fish) is the source of this 3500-nucleotide messenger RNA. RefSeq names its product regulator of calcineurin 3 (gene rcan3). NCBI's taxonomy places the organism in Eukaryota, Metazoa, Chordata, Actinopteri, Anabantiformes, Osphronemidae. Gene Ontology annotation, cellular component: cytoplasm; nucleus. Bases 217 to 933 code for a protein of 238 amino acids. Gene Ontology annotation, molecular function: calcium-dependent protein serine/threonine phosphatase regulator activity; nucleic acid binding. The transcript is spliced from 5 exons. Gene Ontology annotation, biological process: calcium-mediated signaling. The record is from RefSeq and is a predicted model, not a curated record.